Molecule: messenger RNA, 1602 nt
Organism: Verticillium alfalfae VaMs.102
Lineage: Eukaryota; Fungi; Ascomycota; Sordariomycetes; Glomerellales; Plectosphaerellaceae
Product: choline dehydrogenase
Exons: 5
Coding region: 1-1602 (533 amino acids)
Molecular function (GO): flavin adenine dinucleotide binding; oxidoreductase activity, acting on CH-OH group of donors
Source: RefSeq, a predicted model, not a curated record
AUGGUGUGGCCUUUUUCGCCCAGAUAUCCUGAGAAGACUGUGGCAGAUGUUGAUGGCAAGACGUUCGACUACAUUGUCGUCGGCGGUGGAACCGCUGCCUGCGUCCUUGCGGCUCGCCUCAGUGAAGACCCAUCCGUGACUGUUCUCGUCCUCUCUCGCGGAAAGAUCAAGGACGACUGGCUGUCAAGCAUACCGCUGCUAAGCCAAGGGCUGCAAAAGGACGGUCCCCAGGUCAGCGUACUGUACUCGGAGCCGGAUGAACGUUGGGACGGCGCGCAGGUUCACACUUAUACGUCUCGUGCCCUCGGCGGCGCCUCACGUAUCAAUGGGCUUAUGCUCACCAAGGGCACACCGGGCUUGUAUGACUCCUGGGCAGCAUGUGGCAACGACAAGUGGUCAUUCAAGGAGUGCGAGCCAUACUUCCGCAAGAUGGAGAAUGCAUCUCUGACCCAUCGUGAUGCACCAGGGCGCGGUCAACAUGCUGACAAGACUGCAACGAUGUUGGGUACACUGGCUACUCCCAAAGAGAUCGCCAUCAAGAGGCAAGGCCACUUGACAAUCUGCGGCGGUGCCGUGGCCACUAGACUGGAGGUGAAUCAGGACGGAAGUGAGGUGACUGGUGUCUACGUCGUCGAUGGUACGCACCCUGCCAGAAAGUGUCUGAUGCGCAUCGUGCUUCAUCGUACUAAUUUGAGCAGCGGAAUCGGACCCAAGCCGCAGCUCGCGAAGCAUAACAUACCCGUUAUUCGCGACAUGCCGGGUGUCGGCGCAAAUUUGAAGGAUCAUAUUUCCUUUGGUGUCGCUUUCGAGGUGUUGCCCUCAGACUCGUGGAUCUAUCUAUUGAGGCCACUCGUCGCCAUUUGGUCCUUCCUCGUGUUUGUCAUUUUCAAGACAGGCUACUUCGCCUCGAUCACGACUCAGUACUGCAUAUUCAUUCGUUCGGGAGCCAUUGAUGACGAAACGAUGGAAGUCAAGCAUUUUGAUACCCAAAAGAACAGCACGCUGGACGCACAUCGACAGGAGAACAUACCAGACAUUGAGUACAUCCUCUGCGGCCACUCGAUGGAUGAGGACUACGACAAGCAGAAGGGCUACUACAGCCUCUAUGUCACCCUCUUACAGCCUUUCUCAAGUGGUCACAUCGAGCUUGCGUCGGAUGACCCGCUCACCAACCCCAAAAUGUAUCACCCUUUUGUCACUGACGACCGCGACUGGGCCGUGACCCGCAAGGCGACCCGUUUCGCAAUGCACUUCAUCGAGCGCUUCCGUACCACGGGAUAUCCCUUCGAAGCAGUGUGGCACCGCGCGCCUGGUGUCCGAGCGGGCACCACGCAGGGCAGCUGGCGCGACGCAACCGAUGCUGAGAUUGACAAGUUCGUCAAGAAAAGAAUCAGAAGCACACUUCAUGCGACAUCGACGUGCCGAAUGGCCAAGGAGGAGGAAGGUGGUGUCGUUGGACAGGACCUCAAGGUGCACGGUUUCCGAAAUCUGCGCGUCGCCGAUGCAAGCGUCUUCCCAAGGCUGCCGAGUGCGCACACCGUAGCCGCUACGUACAUGGUUGCUGAGAGGUGUGCUGACUUUGUUAAGACCGAGCGGUCCUAG